AUGGCCGGUGGAAAAGGAAAAUCGUCGGGCGGAAAGUCUUCUGGGGGAAAGAGUGGUCAUGAUGCCUCAAAGAAGCAGCAGAGUCACUCCAGCAAGGCGGGACUUCAGUUCCCUUGCGGUCGUGUCAAGCGUUUCCUCAAGAACAAUACUCAGAACAAGAUGCGCGUGGGGGCCAAGGCCGCCGUCUACGUUACCGCUGUCCUCGAAUACCUGACUGCCGAAGUUCUUGAGCUCGCAGGAAACGCUGCCAAGGAUCUCAAGGUCAAGCGCAUAACUCCUCGCCAUCUCCAACUCGCCAUCCGCGGUGACGAAGAACUCGACAGCCUCAUCCGUGCUACCAUUGCCUUCGGAGGUGUCCUGCCACACAUCAACCGUGCUCUGCUCCUGAAGGUCGAACAAAAGAAGAAGAAGAAUGAGGAAGCGGCAUGA
This is a messenger RNA of Drepanopeziza brunnea f. sp. 'multigermtubi' MB_m1, 429 nucleotides long. RefSeq lists its product as uncharacterized. Lineage: Eukaryota; Fungi; Ascomycota; Leotiomycetes; Helotiales; Drepanopezizaceae. Gene Ontology annotation, biological process: heterochromatin formation. The record is from RefSeq and is a predicted model, not a curated record. Gene Ontology annotation, molecular function: structural constituent of chromatin; DNA binding; protein heterodimerization activity. Gene Ontology annotation, cellular component: chromatin; nucleosome.